Molecule: messenger RNA, 594 nt
Organism: Lycium barbarum (goji berry)
Lineage: Eukaryota; Viridiplantae; Streptophyta; Magnoliopsida; Solanales; Solanaceae
Exons: 2
Coding region: 50-382 (110 amino acids)
Biological process (GO): DNA-templated DNA replication; DNA synthesis involved in DNA repair
Cellular component (GO): delta DNA polymerase complex
Molecular function (GO): DNA-directed DNA polymerase activity
Source: RefSeq, a predicted model, not a curated record
CUUGUUGGGGAAGAAUUCAAAAUUUGAAUUUUGAAAUCAGAAAUUGAGAAUGGGGUCAAAAGCAGAUAUGAAGGGUUUCUAUAAGCAAAUGAAGAAUAAUAGUAUCACAAAGCCAACACUUUCAAAAUCACCAUUUGCUACUAAGAAAUCCGUAACACCAAAACCCAUCUCUCCCGAUUUGCAAGCUGAUGAUUAUGAUGGGAACGAGGAAAUAUUAACGCAAUUUGACCUGAAUAUGGCUUAUGGGCCAUGUCUUGGAUUGAGCAGACUUGACAGAUGGGAGCGUGCUAAGAGUCUUGGUUUAAACCCUCCUAGAGAUGUGGAGCCCCUCUUGAGGUCUAGCAAGGUUCGCAAUGAAUGCCUGUGGGGUGGACGUGUUUAACUUUGUUUAGGUUAUCAUCCAGUAGCUCUUGUAGUACUUAGCUUUCCGGUGGGUGGUUCAUGUUCCAGGUAAUUAAGUUACAGCAUCUAGCUGUAUGGUAGAUGUUUAGUUCACUACUAUUCCUAAUGUAAGUCUUUUUGAAGUUUGUUUUGUCUUGUGUUUGACGAAUUUGCUGCUGAAAGUUUUUAUGCAUAUUAUUAGAUAUUUUCAUC